Molecule: messenger RNA, 2459 nt
Organism: Leguminivora glycinivorella
Lineage: Eukaryota; Metazoa; Arthropoda; Insecta; Lepidoptera; Tortricidae
Product: PI-PLC X domain-containing protein 3
Biological process (GO): lipid metabolic process
Molecular function (GO): phosphoric diester hydrolase activity
Source: RefSeq, a predicted model, not a curated record
UGAUUUUGUAAAUGAUACUUAUCUCUUAUCAAAAUGUUACAAGAGAUCAAUGACAAGAAGAUAAUAAUGAUUUGGUAAAAUAUGAAAAGAAAACCGGCAUUAUAAGUAAUCUUAUGUUCCUUUUAAUCCACUUAAAUUUAAACACUAGCAAUCGCCGGCUAUCACUGCUUAUAGCCAGAAGCGAUAGUCUCAUGUCCUAAUGAUCUUUGAACUCGAUUAAUCAGGACAUUUACCCACGUAGGAGCAUACCUAGAUCAAGUUUAAACACAAAAAAAAACAUCAAAUAAGAAAAGGAAAAGAUACCUAUGGACACCAUUCAUAGCCAAAGUCAAGGCUACACUUUAUAAUUAGAGCAUACCAGAAAAAAUCCGCGCAAAAAGGCGUUUAAGAUAAAUCCUUUCGUACUGCUCACACCUGAGUUCCUAAUCGGGCUGACUUGCUCAAGAUCAGAAACAAAGCAAUCGGUUACUCAUAAACAAGAAGACUUUUUGCAUUUAUUAAACCAUAUCAGUUAUUCGUAUUUACCGUGUGUUAUGUUCAUUUUGAGUCGCGGCUCCGUGCGGGUUGUGUGUUGUGCGUCGCGGCGGUGCACGAAAGUGGAAUACUAAAUAAUCUAAAUAUACUGCCGAAUAACGGUUACCAGUGGGUACUUGUAAGUUUCAUGUGGCGUGAAGAUGAGGCUGGCUUCAUGUUUACUUGUCGCAGCAAUCGUUAUGGGGGAAACAAAGGACCUUAAAUUGGAAACAUGGAUGAGAGAUCUGCCAGAGCAGCUAAAGGAUAUGCCCUUUAUAUACCUUGCGAUACCAGGCAGUCAUGACUCCAUGACAUAUGGCAUCACUCGGUCGAGGGUUAGCCCCGAUGCUGAACCCAUCCUCCACAGACUGUACCCUCUGUUCCGAGGUACGAUCUUACGCUGGACCAUUACGCAGAGCCUAGAUACCUGGCAGCAACUUCUCAUUGGCAUUAGAUACCUUGACUUGAGGCUCGCCACCAAGCCUGGCACUAAAGAAUUUUUCUUCACUCAUGGCCUGUAUGCUGAGGAGAUUUCCAGUGCUUUGAAACAAGUCAAGGACUUCGUUGACACACACCCCGAGGAGGUAAUUAUUCUCGACCUGCAGCAUUUCUACGGCUUCACUCCGACGGAUCACCAGCGGCUGAUGAGACUCCUGCUCAACUUUUACGGGCCCAAACUGGUCCCCAGACAUCUGGACCUGCGCAGUGUCACUCUUAACUCUCUUAACAGAUUGAACCAGCAACAUUUCUACGGGUUUACUCCGACGGAUCACCAGCGUCUGAUGAGACUCCUGCUUAACUUGUACGGGCCCAAACUGGUCCCCAGACAUCUGGACCUGCGCAGUGUCACUCUUAACUCUCUUAACAGAUUGAACCAGCAAGUUAUAGUGGUAUACCGCAACGAGUCAGUCUACACAACGAGCGAAUUCUGGCAACCACAGAUGCUGCCAUCGCCAUGGCCGCAACAAGACAAAGCGUCCAACCUUGUACGGUUCUUAGAGAAUAUCCGGCGACACCCUGGCACCGGCUUCGUGCACCAGGCUGUACUUACGCCAACACCGAGCUUCAUCGUGCUCAGGUGGACGUCAAAUCUCCGCACAAAAUGCGCCGCGCCCGUCGUCAAAGAGGUGCUCCCGCUCCUCGCCGAGCUCGCGCCCGGGCCGCCCGGGCGCGCGGGGCGCGCGCCGCUCAACGUCGUCAUCGCGGACUUCGUCGACAUGGCCGGCGCCGUCUUCCCCCGCACCAUCAUCAAUCUCAACGACAAGCUGCUGCAGAAUAGGGACGUAGUCUACCAUAGCUACGGGUGAGAUCUCAAAUGUACCUGAUAGAUUUAAGGAUGUUGUGUGACAGUCUUCUGUGAUAUUUCAUAAGAAACUCGGUAAUAAAUAAGCAUAAUAGUUACUUAUAGGGAUUUGUAGUAUGUUGAAACUACUCAAAUUGUACAUACUUUUUACUUUAGCAAAAAUAACCUUCUGCAUUUUAUUCUUUUGGGAAAAGAGCAAACUGACACAGCAAAUGUUCGGUCAUUUUAAGCUUUUCGGAAUAUAUGUCGCGUGAGGGACUAAAAAGUGAUUUAAACUGUAAUUAGCUUAAUUGAAUGUGUUUAAUAUACUAUAAAUGCUAAGAUUAUUUUUAAGUAAGUCGAAUGAGACAUUUAGUUCAAGUACAACUGUAAUAGAACAUAGUACAUAUCGAGAUUAUAAAUAACGCUGCCUUUAAAUUUUAAUACAUUUAUUUUUGAAAUAAAAUAUUUAUUUCGUACUUAUAAUUUGUUCACAUUCAAAAGACCUACGACGCAGACUUUUCGAACAAUCCGUUAAAAAACUCAUCAUACUUGAUUCUUUCACACAAAUCUUGAAACGACCAUUUUCUCUUUAUGGCAUUAUCGUAGUUAUCGUCGGUGAGCGGUGAAAACAACUGGUCCGAUAAUUCAUCGGAUAUUUCAA